Molecule: messenger RNA, 904 nt
Organism: Botrytis cinerea B05.10
Lineage: Eukaryota; Fungi; Ascomycota; Leotiomycetes; Helotiales; Sclerotiniaceae
Exons: 1
Coding region: 84-803 (239 amino acids)
Source: RefSeq, a predicted model, not a curated record
GAAUUGACACAUAAAUUUGUAUACCAGCGAAGUUUAUUGUUACACGGGGAAAGAACCUCUCACUCCUCUUGAAGUUUUAAACCAUGUCAUCAUCAACAGCAUCGCCUCAUGCGGCGACAACGAAGCCCCCCAAGACUACCUCUCUAUUAUCACUCUUGCAAAUGUCUGAUAUAGAGUUGAACAAUCAAAUAAAGGAGAAUAGUAAAUGGAAGAAGCGGUCAGAAGAGACUACUCUCAAUGUCCAUUUCCCGGAGCUAGACAAUACGUCUUUGAAAACCACCAAUCUUGUACUCAUUGGAUCCAGCAUGCUCGAACGGUUCAAAACGACGGGCCACGAUCUCGAAUUGGGUCCCAAGCCAGGAAUUUUCAAUGCCGGGGUAGGAGGUGAUACAAUCCCCAACAUACUUUACCGCAUAGAUCUAGGCCUCCUCCGGAAAGCCAAGACCCAAGAGAAAGUGGGAAUGGUUAUUGUCAAUAUUGGUUCUAAUGAUUUGAAAAAACCCGGUCGAAGCUUGACUGAAGCCCAACUUUACCAAUUCACUCUUCAUUUGGAGGCAUUGAGAAGAACAUUCCCCGGAGCACGAAUCGUGGUUACGGCAUUAUUCUACAAAAAGGACGUCCACCUAUCAGAUAUUGAUAGAAGUAACGAGGAUUUACAAAAGAUAGUCUCUGGAUUGCCUCGCGUGGAGUGGCUAGCAGCACCGGAUAUCGAUCUCGACAAUCAUUAUGAGGAUCACGUUCACUUGAACAGAGCUGGUUAUGAAGUAUGGAAUGAAUGGCUGGUGGAAAAACUUGAGAUUUAGCAACGGUGAUGGUUAGAUGGUAUUCGAGAAGAAGCUUUUCAACACGAGGUCUUGGACAAAUGACCACUUUACGACGUCUGCCGCUAAUAUAUCGGUGAUCA